CAUGUGCUCAUGAGAUGUGCUACCCGUGACGUAACCACCACUCAAGUCGUUUCUUCUCGCCGCCGAACCCUCCACCAAUAGACUCAGCCAAGAUGCGUCUAAACGCGACUCUCCUCCCCAUCAUCCUCCUCUCCCUUUCCGUUCCCGCCACCACAUUUGCUAGCAGCAGCCCUGCAGCACCAUCAGCAGCUGAUCAUGCACGCGAGGGUGCCAGGUGGGGUGCUGGUGCAGCAGCGGCGUCCGCUCCGUCGUCAGUUGCAGCUGCGAAGCGACGCUUCUCCAACGGCGCAGGGCUCGGCAAGCCACGCCGCGGUGUGCGCGCUGCCCACAAGCGUGCACUUGCGCCUGAUGAUUCCGCUGUCUGGAGCGGCAUAUGGCCUGGCCAGGCUUUCAGUAACGGUGGAGCUGACAGCAGCGGCAACAUGAAUGAUAGCGGUGGCCAGGACUGUAGCGGAAUCUUUGAUUCGAUUCUCAAGAAGCACUGCAACAACAACAGCAACCCCGGCAACGGGAACGGAAGUGGCAACGGCAGUGACAGCAGCAACGGGGACGUCAACGGCAAAGGCGACGGCAGCAGCAAAGGCGAUGGCAGCGGUAAAGGCGAUGGCAGCGCUAAAGGCGAUGGCAGCAGCAAAGGCGAUGGCAGCAGCAAAGGCGAUGGUAGCGGCAAAGGCCAUGGCAGCAGCAAAGGCGAUGGUAGCGGCAAAGGCGAUGGCAGCGGCAAAGG
Messenger RNA from Tilletiaria anomala UBC 951, 727 nucleotides. RefSeq lists its product as uncharacterized. NCBI's taxonomy places the organism in Eukaryota, Fungi, Basidiomycota, Exobasidiomycetes, Georgefischeriales, Tilletiariaceae. The transcript has a single exon. The annotation marks the transcript as partial. The record is from RefSeq and is a predicted model, not a curated record.